CGUCCCUCCUCUACAAACUCGUCUUCAGCGGCACGACUGUGCUCGUCUGCUUUGCCGCCUUCAUUGCGACGUUUUUCUUCUUCCGCCUCGUUUGCCUGCCAUCCCUCGCGUUGGCAACGGUGGGGCUUGCGGUGAAGCUGCGUGCGUGUACUGUAACCAGUUGGGUGUUGGUGUUUCUCCUGCAGGUGGUGCUGCAGGGGCUGCACGUGUACUGGUUUGCGCUGAUUGUGAGGCUGGCGGUUCGGACGAUUUUUGGUGGCCCGCUUGCGGACAUCCGUUCCGACGACGACGAAGACGACGAGUAUGGCGCAUUGUGCCCAGAAAUGUAA
Trypanosoma conorhini is the source of this 329-nucleotide messenger RNA. RefSeq names its product putative dihydroceramide synthase. Gene Ontology annotation, biological process: ceramide biosynthetic process. Lineage: Eukaryota; Euglenozoa; Kinetoplastea; Trypanosomatida; Trypanosomatidae. The annotation marks the transcript as partial. Gene Ontology annotation, molecular function: sphingosine N-acyltransferase activity. The record is from RefSeq and is a predicted model, not a curated record. The transcript has a single exon. Gene Ontology annotation, cellular component: endoplasmic reticulum; membrane.